Molecule: messenger RNA, 1024 nt
Organism: Anastrepha ludens (Mexican fruit fly)
Lineage: Eukaryota; Metazoa; Arthropoda; Insecta; Diptera; Tephritidae
Product: 3-oxoacyl-[acyl-carrier-protein] reductase FabG-like
Exons: 1
Coding region: 54-821 (255 amino acids)
Molecular function (GO): oxidoreductase activity
Source: RefSeq, a predicted model, not a curated record
CUCGAUUGCUACGAUUUUAGUUCAUUUUACGCCGUGAAGUAGAAUAGUUCGCAAUGAGUUUGGCCGGAAAAGUUGUAAUAGUAACGGGAGCAAGUUCAGGUAUUGGUGCUACCACAGCCGAAGCAUUCGCCAAACACGGAGCCAAAGUGGUGUUGGUAGGACGAAAUGAAACUAAUUUGAAAGCCGCUGAGGCAGCCUGUAAAGCAGCCAACAACAAAGUCCAACUAUUGUCUAUCAUUGCUGAUGUAACGGUAGAUGCGGAGCGCAUUAUAAAAACAACUAUAGAUAAAUUCGGUCAACUGGAUGUGUUGGUCAAUAAUGCUGGUAUAGCUGAGCCGGGGCAUAUAUUGGACAUUGACGUGGAGCAAUUCGAUAGAAUUUUGAAUACCAACUUGCGUUCAGUUUUUCUUCUCACCAAAUUCGCCGCACCUCAUCUCGUUAAAACCCAAGGCAACAUUGUAAAUGUGUCCAGUGUCGCAGGUUUGCGUUCGUUUCCGAAUUUGUCCAGCUACUGUACCUCCAAGGCAGCUCUUGAUCAGUUUACCAGAUGUAUUGCUUUGGAUUUGGCAGCGAAAAACGUACGUGUAAAUUCCGUAAAUCCUGGUGUGAUAGUGACCGAUAUUCAUAGACGUAUGGGCAUGUCGGAAGAGGAAUAUGCGAAAUAUUUGGAACAUAGCAAAGGAACGCACGCUCUAGGUCGUGUUGGCUCUACGAAGGAGGUGGCCGAUGCUAUUAUCUUUUUUGCCAGUGACACUGCCAGCUUUAUAACGGGAGCUACUUUGCCCAUCGAUGGAGGCAAACACGCAAUGUGCCCGCGUUAAUUUGUGCAUUUAUCUGUGGAAUGCUCUAUUUUCUAAUAUUACAGCAUUAUAAACGUACUAUAUUUGCGUGUAAAAAAUAUAUUAAAUUGCAUUAUGAAUUGUAAGUUUAAUUGGCUAAAAUUUUUAUGUGAUUUAUAUUUUUAUAGCCACUCACAAACUUUUGUAGCCCAAAUAUAAAAAAUAAAAUAAACAAAGAAAACGAA